Xenopus tropicalis (tropical clawed frog) is the source of this 1849-nucleotide messenger RNA. It is a transcript of the gene dffb, whose product is annotated as DNA fragmentation factor, 40kDa, beta polypeptide (caspase-activated DNase). Gene Ontology annotation, molecular function: DNA endonuclease activity; nuclease activity; hydrolase activity. Gene Ontology annotation, biological process: apoptotic DNA fragmentation; apoptotic process. NCBI's taxonomy places the organism in Eukaryota, Metazoa, Chordata, Amphibia, Anura, Pipidae. The record is from RefSeq and is marked provisional. Gene Ontology annotation, cellular component: cytoplasm; nucleus.
CAAUAUGGGCAGUAAUUGUACAUCUACCGAGAAAAAGAUCCGGUGUUAUAAAAUCAGGACAUUGCACAGCCAGCAGAAGUACGGAAUUGCCUGCAAGAACCUGGCAGAGCUAAAGCAGAAGGCAUGCAGGAAGUUUCAGCUGGAUUGUCCCACGACCUGUGUGUGCUUGUAUGAGGAUGGAACAGAAGUGAGUGAAGAGUACUUGGAGACGGUGCCAGAUAAUACAGUGCUUUUGUUGCUGACUCCGGGGCAGACAUGGCAGGGUUAUGUUUCGGACAUUGAGCGCUUCCUAAAUGCAUUUUAUGCAAGGCAGACGUGUAUUGUGGAGGCAGCACAUAAAUUGUUGGCAGAUGAGGAUGCUCCCAAAAGACAAAAGCUACUUGUAGAUUUCAUUAGUAACCUGAAUGAAAAUAUCUUGGCAGAGAAUCGUAAAGAUGAUGAAUCGUGGUUUGAAGGCAUAGAAUCGAGAUUCAAAAACAAAUCUAGCUACAUGAGGUACAGCUGUGAAAGCAGAGUACGCAGUUACAUGAAAGAGGUGCAAAGCCACACUGAUAGUGUAGAACCAGUGACAAGAGAUGAAUACAAGAGGAUCAUUGAUGCCAUGUACGAUGAGCUGAGAGCUGUGAAAUACAAUGGCUGUUACUUUGAUCGAACGGAACAGAAGCUUAAUCGUCUUUGUACUUCAGAAGGAUGGUUUUCUUGCCAAGGGCCCUUUGAUGCUGAUGCCUGCAGUUCUAGGCAUUCCAUCAACCCUUACAGUAACAGAGAAUGCAGGAUUCUUUUCAGUACCUGGAACCUGGACCACAAAAUUGAGAAGAAAAGAACUAUCAUCCCAUGCCUGGUUAAAGCUCUUAAAGAACGCAAUGAGAGAGAAGUGAACUGGCAGUAUUUCUUCAGCUUGCUAUUUACCAAAGAAAACUUAAAUCUGGUUCAUAUUGCCUGCCAUAAAAAAACCUCUCACAACUUGUCUCUUGACUGCUCCCAAAUUUACAGAAAAAGAAAGGCUCCCAAAAGAACUCUAAAGUGAACUGUUGGAGUGCCCUAAUACAUACUGGCCACUGAACUGACAAUAUGAAUUUUCUCUUUAAGCCUAUGUGCUAUUUUAGACAUGUGAUUGUGAGAUUCCUACCUCAAAUAUCAACCUUUCUCAACCUGUCCCUGCGCCAGUUUUAACAGGGAACCUGAAGGAGUUCUCGCCAAAAAUAAAAUCAAUUUUAUAUGAAAUUUUAGACAUCAAUUAUGAAGACCCAGUAAAAAGCACAAGGGCACUAAGGGACGCAAUGUAAGGUCAGGGUCCUGCAGGCAGUAAGUACAAGGCCUACCUACAUUCUGGUCCAAAUUGGGCUGAUCUGAUGGUUUGGUCUCUGGGCCAACAAUUGGAUCACAAUAGGCACCUAUGCAGGCCAGUCAGGAAAGGCCAAUACACGGGCAGAUAAGCUGCCAACUCAUGUCGUACCCAUGUAUGGCCAGAUUUACAAAGGGGCCUGACCUAUAACCAACCCAGACCUGCAUACCCACAAUGUCCACCUAGCCCCCUCUACUUUUAACCCGACCCGGAGAUCUGUGAAACCAGAACUGCAGUCACCUUUGACUGGAAAUUAUAUCACUCUGGAUGUGAAUCAACCAAGACAGGUAAAAAAUCCUUUUUGACUCAGGGAGAUGGGGGGGGGAUUGAUAGCCUGCAGUCAACCUGGGUAUCAACCUGGGAUGCAGGGACUGCCCACAUAGUCAGGGAAUCAUGAUGCAGGGUCUUAAGUUUUGAAAUGAACGAAUGCAGUAUUGGUUGCUUUGAAAAUGGUGCUCUAAUGUGAAACAAUAUUUUGUACCCAUUAAAACAAAUACUUUUGCA